AUGCGAUUUUGCUUUGGAUGCGCGCAUGAAUGGCAUGAACCAGUCAACUGUCGUCUGUUGAAACUUUGGUUGAAAAAGUGCAGUGAUGAUUCGGAAACCAGCAACUGGAUCAACGCCAAUACUAAGGAGUGUCCCAAGUGUCAGGUUACCAUUGAAAAAGACGGUGGUUGCAACCAUAUGGUCUGCAAAAACACUGCCUGUCGUAUGGAAUUUUGUUGGAUCUGUCUGGGACCAUGGGAACCACACGGAAGCAGCUGGUAUAAUUGCAAUAGGUACGACGAUUCUCGCGCUAAACAAGCUAGGGAUGCUCAGGAGCUUUCUCGAGCAAAUCUUCAACGUUACCUACAUUAUUACAAUCGAUUUAUGAAUCAUCAACAGAGCUUAAAGCUUGAAAACAAGCUGUACACUACUGUGAAAGGAAAGAUGGAAUUGAUGCAAGCGCAUAUGUCAUGGAUUGAAGUCCAAUUUCUGCGUAAAGCUGUAGAUGUUCUAUCUGAGUGUCGCAGAACACUCAUGUAUACUUAUGCCUUCGCCUAUUACCUUAAAAGAGAUAAUCAUGCCGAAAUAUUCGAAGGAAAUCAACGGGAUCUUGAGAUGGCGACAGAGCAGUUGUCACAAUUUUUAGAACGUGAUUUGGAAAACGAAAAUCUAGUCACUUUGAAACAGAAGGUACAGGACAAUUACCGUUACGUAGACCAGCGACGUCUAGUCUUGCUUAAACAUUGUCAAGAAGGAACUGAGCGAGAUAUCUGGCAAUACACUGCAUGA
Molecule: messenger RNA, 768 nt
Organism: Cylicostephanus goldi
Lineage: Eukaryota; Metazoa; Nematoda; Chromadorea; Rhabditida; Strongylidae
Source: the annotation of a GenBank genome assembly